Cercospora beticola is the source of this 927-nucleotide messenger RNA. The record is from RefSeq and is a predicted model, not a curated record. NCBI's taxonomy places the organism in Eukaryota, Fungi, Ascomycota, Dothideomycetes, Mycosphaerellales, Mycosphaerellaceae.
AUGGCAUCCAUGAACACAAGCACCAAGGGUUUCCUGGCCCUUCCACCAGAGAUUCGCGACCUCGUCUACCAAUACGCAACUGAAGAAACCUUGCCGUGGCCAGAGAGCUUCACAGAAAAACACAGCGACAUUCCGAAGCCAUGCCAUCUCGCCUCACUUCAACAACUAUCAGAUCCUGACCCAGCAGACCCCCUCCUCGUCAACUAUCCCUCAAACCCUCCACGUCCCACCUGGCUCUCCCUCCUUCGAUGCUGCAGGACAACUCACUCUGACAUGAAACAUCUAUUCCCUCUCACAGACCCAACCUCUCCAAUCUCUCCCAAAUGCAAUCCCGAUCAUGCCACAGCCCGCCUUCUCCUCACCCUGACUUCCACGACCUCAACGAUAACCUGGCUCAGUCUUCGUUGCCAUCCCGUCCACCUCGAAACUUUGCACAUCAAACUCCAUCUCUCCGAUCUCUGGGCCGCGGAUCUGACAUCCGGACAUCCACAAACCGAGAACAGAAUCGUUCACGCUCUAUUCCUCCUUCUACGACAAUUCUUCACAUUCGGCCCUCAUCUAUCUCGGGAAACAGCAAUAUCUACACCGAUACGAUUGAAGACCGUGGUCCUAUCUCUCGAAGCAGGACCUCCAAGCGAGGAACCGUGCAGAAAUACAGAUCGGCUACUACAGAGAUAUCUCUUCAGCGAAGGUCACGCGAACCAGCAAAUGGCGACGAUCGCUGGCGUGUUGGUGAUUUGGCUGCAACGAUUUGCGAGCAGUGGAUUACUGUGUGGCUAUGUGGAGGAGUUGCAUCUGGAUUGUACGAAAUUAGUAGAAGAGCAUGGCGAUGAUGCGAAGUUUCCGAUUUUGGAACCUAGGCCGGGCUGGACCAUGUGUAAGGAUAUUUUUGCAAAGUUGGGGUAUGAAUGGACUAUGAAUUUGUAG